Molecule: messenger RNA, 1531 nt
Organism: Momordica charantia (bitter melon)
Lineage: Eukaryota; Viridiplantae; Streptophyta; Magnoliopsida; Cucurbitales; Cucurbitaceae
Product: putative transcription factor KAN2
Biological process (GO): abaxial cell fate specification; regulation of DNA-templated transcription
Cellular component (GO): nucleus
Molecular function (GO): transcription cis-regulatory region binding
Source: RefSeq, a predicted model, not a curated record
ACAAAAGAAACAACUAUUCACUUCAUAUACCUUGUCAUUUCUCUCUCUCUCUCUCUCAAAUCUCUGCAACUACUCUCAUAAAUUUGAUCAAACCCCAUCUCAAAAGACAACCAGAAAUCUCAUUCUCUCUCUCUCUCAUCUGAAUAUUGGGUUGAAAUUGAAAACCCAAUCUUCCAAACUUCCUCUCACUCCCAAAAAAUUAUUGUAAACCCUCAAAUCUUUUCAUCAUCAGCUGUUGGAGUAGCUACAAUCCAAAUCCAAGAAUAUAUCUCAAAUCUCCAAAAAAAUUCAGAUACAAAAUCAACAAGAAGAAGAAGAAGAAAAAGAAGAUGGAAUUGUUUCCUUCUCAGCCAGAUUUGUCUCUCCAAAUUAGCCCUCCAAAUAAUUCUUCCACCUCCAAUGGCGGCUGGAAAAGACUAACCACUCCCUCCUCCACACCUCCUCACCCACAAAACCCUCUUGAUUUGGUGUUUUGGACCAAUAAGCCUUCUCCUCCACUACUUCCUCAAUUUAACUCCUCUAACCCUAAUUCCAAUUGCCUCCCCCACCUCCGCACUGCCACCGCCGCGAAUGGCGGGGGCAGUGGCGGUGGCGGUCUCUUUCACCGCCGUCUUCACGACCUUCACCAUCAAGGGCUUGGAUUCUUGAGACCCAUUAGGGGAAUUCCUGUGUAUCAGAACCCUCCUUCUUCUUCCUCUCCCUCCUCUUCUUACCCGAUAUUCGGCGGAGGAGGAGGCGGUGGCGGUGGCGGCGGUGGUCAGUUUAAUUAUAACGGCUUGCGAUCGAGGUUUCUGGCAAGGUUCCCGGCCAAACGAAGCAUCCGAGCGCCGAGAAUGCGGUGGACGACCACGCUCCAUGCUCGCUUUGUUCAUGCUGUUGAGCUUUUGGGUGGCCAUGAAAGAGCAACACCAAAAUCAGUUCUUGAGCUUAUGGAUGUCAAAGAUCUCACCUUGGCUCAUGUCAAGUCCCAUUUACAGAUGUAUCGAACUGUAAAAACUACUGAUAGAGCAGCUGCUGCAGCUUCUUCUGGGAAUUCAGAUGUUUAUGAUCAAAAUGGGUCAUCCGGGGAUACAACAAAUGAAGAUUUAACGUACGAAAACGAGAAGUCGUCGAGAAUGAGGCUCGAUGCUCCAACGACUGAUCAUGGACCGCAGCUCUCGCCCUCCUUUCACCAUGGCUUCCGGCAACCCGUCGUCGGAGGAGGACAAGAUCAUCAUCAUCGUUCUCAUAGGGACUUUCAUGCCCUAUGGAGCAAUUCUUCGAGCAGAGAAGCUUUGUUCCAAGGCAUAACAAAUGAUUCCUCUGAAAAUCAACCCUCUCAGCUUGAUCAGAGUUAUUUGGAAGCCAAGUGUUCAAGCCAUGAAAGAACAUCAGAUGGAAGCUCUUUGACAAAUCUUUCAGCAGGAACAAGCCCAGAAAAACCCAAUUUGGAAUUCACAUUAGGAAGAUCAAUCUGAGAUUUAAUUUUUCAAAAAGUGUAAAUUUACAAAUUUGAUGUGAGAAAGAGGAGAAAUUAAUUGUUUUUUUUUUC